GUUAGGAUUUUACGAGCUGCACGUCAAUGCACCUUCAGCAGACGCCGUCCCAAGUGACGUCAGCAUCGCUCACCGGCGACUAGAGUACCUCCUGUCUUCCAGACCGCCUGCUGCUUCUCCCUCCUGUCCCUCCCGAGUUUUAUCGUCUUGCUCGGGACGUAAACCUAGAAAAAACAGAGUAAAAAGUUGGACUUAAACUUUAAACUUCCAUCUGUAUGAAGGAGUUACAGCCUGACAUCAUCUCCUGGCUCUAACUUCUCCUUCACUGGAGGACACGAGUGCCUGCUUUUGGCCAAAGUUUUCCACUUUGCAGUGACAGUAACUUCAGUUUCACCUGACUGAAGGUAAACCAUGGAGGAUGGGAAGCCUGUGUGGGCGCCCCACCCCACCGACGGGUUUCAGCUGGGCAUGAUUGUGGACAUCGGAGCUGACGCGCUCACUAUUGAGCCACUGACCCAGAGGGGCAAAACGUUUCUGGCGCCGAUGAACCAAGUGUUCCCAGCAGAAGACGAUGUCAACAAACAUGUAGAAGACAACUGCUCUCUAAUGUACUUGAACGAAGCCACACUACUCAACAACGUCCGAGUGCGGUACAGUAAAGACCACAUAUACACGUUCGUGGCUAAUAUCUUGAUAGCCGUGAAUCCCUACUAUGACAUUCCCAAACUGUACGGCCCUGAGUCCAUCAAGUCGUACAAGGGGAAGUCACUGGGAACGCUGCCGCCACACGUCUAUGCCAUUGCUGACAAAGCCUACAGAGACAUGAAGGUCCUGAAGAUGAGUCAGUCCAUUAUAGUCUCGGGUGAAUCUGGAGCUGGAAAGACUGAAAACACCAAGUUUGUUCUCAGAUAUCUGACGACAACAUAUGGCACCGGUCAGGACAUUGAUGAGAGAAUUGUAGAAGCAAAUCCUCUCCUCGAGGCCUUUGGAAAUGCAAAAACGGUGCGCAAUAAUAACAGCAGUCGCUUUGGGAAGUUUGUAGAAAUCCACUUCAAUGAGAAGAAUGCAGUCGUGGGUGGAUUUGUGUCCCAUUACCUACUGGAAAAGUCAAGGAUUUGCAUGCAAAGUAACGAGGAGAGGAACUACCACAUCUUCUACAGGCUGUGUGCCGGGGCAUCAGAGGACAUCAAGAAGAAACUACACCUGGAUUCCCCAGACAGUUUCAGGUACCUGAACCGAGGAUGCACCAGAUACUUUGCCUGUAAAGACUCUGAUACACAGAUCAUGCAGAAUCGCAAGAGUGCUGAGCAUUUGAAGGUCGGUGCUCUGAAGGACCCCCUCCUGGACGACCAGGGCGACUUCAACAGGAUGUGUGGUGCCAUGAAGAAAAUCGGUCUUGAUGACACGGAGAAGCUUGACCUGUUCAGAGUGGUCGCUGGGGUUCUGCAUCUGGGCAACAUUGACUUUGAAGAGACAGGGAGUUCCUCAGGCGGCUGCGUCCUAAAAAACCAAUCAGGCCAAACUCUGGAAUGGUGUGCUGACCUGCUCGGUCUGGAUCAGGAGGAUCUCCGUGUCAGCCUCACUACAAGAGUCAUGCUGACUACAGCAGGGGGCGCCAAAGGCACAGUUAUUAAGGUGCCUCUGAAGGUGGAACAAGCCAACAAUGCCCGUGACGCUCUGGCCAAGGCCGUGUACAGCCGGCUUUUUGAUCACGUCGUCAAACGUGUUAACCAGUGUUUCCCCUUCAAGUCGUCCUCCAACUUCAUCGGGGUGCUGGACAUAGCUGGGUUCGAGUAUUUUGAGCAUAACAGCUUUGAGCAGUUUUGUAUCAAUUACUGCAACGAGAAACUGCAGCAGUUUUUCAAUGAGCGAAUUCUCAAAGAGGAGCAAGAGCUGUAUCAAAGAGAAGGACUGGGAGUAAAUGAGGUCCAUUACGUUGACAAUCAGGACUGCAUUGACCUGGUGGAAGCAAAGUUGGUAGGUGUCCUGGACAUUCUAGAUGAGGAGAACCGUCUUCCACAGCCCAGUGACCAACACUUUGCACUUGCUGUUCACAGCAAGCAUAAAGACCACUUCAGAUUGACGGUUCCCAGAAAAUCAAAGCUGACGAUUCACCGGAAUCUCCGGGACGACGAGGGCUUUAUCAUCAGGCACUUUGCUGGAGCCGUCUGCUACGAAACGACCCGUUUUGUGGAGAAGAACAACGACGCCCUUCACAUGUCUCUCGAGAGCCUCGUGUGUGAAUCGAAAGACAAAUUUGUUCGAGAGUUGUUUGAGAAUUCCGCCACCACCAAGGACUCCAAACAGAAGGCUGGCAAACUUAGCUUCAUCAGCGUUGGCAAUAAGUUCAAGACGCAGCUGAACCUGCUGCUGGAAAAGCUUCGCAGCACAGGCUCCAGUUUCAUUCGCUGUGUUAAACCCAACCUGAAGAUGGUCAGCCACCAGUUUGAAGGAGCUCUGAUUCUCUCGCAGCUGCAGUGUGCAGGCAUGGUGUCAGUGCUGGACCUGAUGCAGGGCGGCUUUCCCUCCAGAGCACCUUUCCACGAACUUUACAACAUGUACAAACAGUACAUGCCAGAAAAAUUAACACGGCUGAAUCCACGACUAUUCUGCAAGGCUUUGUUCAAAGCUCUUGGACUCAAUGACAGUGACUUUAAGUUUGGACUGACCAGAGUGUUCUUCCGACCUGGAAAGUUCGCAGAGUUUGACCAGAUCAUGAAAUCUGAUCCAGACCACCUGGCUGAGCUGCUGCAGAAAGUCAACACGUGGUUGGUGUGCAGCCGCUGGAAGAAGGUUCAGUGGUGCUGCUUGUCAGUCAUCAAACUCAGGAACAAGAUGAGUUACAGAGCCGUGGCCUGCAUUAAGAUUCAGAAGACUGUCCGCAUGUGGUUGUGUAAGAAGAAACAUAAGUCACGCGUUGAUGGAAUGGUGAAGGUCAGAAAUCUAAAGAAACGCAUGGAGCGUUUCAAUGAGGUGGUGAACGGACUAAAGGAGGGCAAACAGGAGAUGGCCAAACAAGUCCAAGAGUUUGCCUCUGCCAUAGACGCACUAAUAGCCAAGAUCAAGGCCACAGUGAUGACCCGGAAAGAGAUUGACACAGAGUACCAGGCGCUGGUGAAACGCUCGGAGCAACUGCUUUCGUCCAUGCAAAAGAAGAAGCAGGAAGAGGAGGAGAGCGAGAGGCUGAAGCACAUCGAGGAAGAGAUGGAGAAAGAGAAGAAGAGGAGGGAGGAGGAAGAGCAACGGCGCACACAGGAAGAGCAGGACAGAAGGAUGAAAGCAGAGAUGGAGGUGAAGCGAAAGCAGGAGGAAGAAGAUCGAAAAAAGCGAGAUGAGGAGGAGAAAGUUUUACAGGCAGAGCUGGAUAUCCAGCUGGCUCUGGAGCGUGAGGAGCAGGUCCAGAGAACGACCGUCCUGGAGCAGGAGAGGAGGGACAGAGAGUUGGCCAUGAGAAUCGCCCAGAGUGAAGCGGAGCUGAUCACAGAGGAGAGCCAGCUGGACGCAAGCCUGCGCAGGGGGCCCCAAGUGGCGGCGACUAAAGCAGCUGCCGGUGUGAAAAAGUACGACCUCAGCAAAUGGAAGUAUGCUGAGCUGCGAGAUGUCAUCAACACCUCUUGUGGUGAGAAAUCCCUAAACACGCCGGUUUGGGGAAACAGCGAGUGUUCCUCAGGAGAUAUUGAACUUCUGGCCGCCUGCAGAGAGGAGUUCCAUCGCCGGCUGAAGGUGUAUCACGCGUGGAAGGCCAAGAACAAGAAGCGAAUUGAUGACGGCGGCGGCGGCGACCAGAGGGCUCCGAAGUCUGUCACCGACUACGCCGAACAGAAUCCAGCUCCUCCAAUGACGGCGCAGCAUCAGGAGGUGGCCAUGAACCGGCAGCAGCGUUAUUUCCGCAUUCCCUUCAUCCGGCCCGCGGACCAGUACAAGGACCCACAAACCAAAAAGAAGGGCUGGUGGUACGCACACUUUGAUGGGCCCUGGAUAGCAAGACAGAUGGAGCUGCACCCUGAUAAACAGCCCAUCGUGUUGGUCGCAGGAAAAGAUGACAUGGAGAUGUGCGAGCUUAGCCUGGAGGAGACGGGACUGACCAGGAAGAGGGGGGCGGAGAUCCUGCCCAGGCAGUUUGAGGAAAUCUGGGAACGCUGCGACGGAAUUCAAUACCUGAAGAAAGCCAUCGAAAACAAGCAGGCGCGGCCCACCUACGCCACGGCCAUGCUGCAGAGUCUCUUCAAGUGAUCCAGCCUGGACCCAAAAAGCACACAAACACUAGAUUAGACAACUACACACACACAGACACACACACACACACAUACACACACACACACACACACACACACACACACACACACACUGCAGAGGACACAGUGGAAGCAUUUCCUUCAGAGUUGCCUGAAUGUCAUUUAUUUUCAUCUUUUGUAUGGUCCUGUUGCAGUGAGCGCCUCGGUGGUGAAUCAUUAACAUUUUCCUUCUUCCUUUCACACUGUGCUCGAUGGCACUUUUCCCUCCGUGAUGCCUUAAAAUGUGAUUUUGCUGCACAACAGCAGCGGAGUCUUAAUUGCAGCCUUUCUGCUGAAGCUUUAAACCUGAGCCGCUGUCAGUCUGGACAAGGCAGAGGAAAAGCUGGACUGUAAAGACGCGGUGCCGUCUAGUCCUGCGAGUCGUGUGGUAGUGAUCUACAGUAAUUAUCGUGACGUCAGUGCACGUCACUGCAGCUCCGCACAGACGUGUACGAGAACGAAAUCGAAGACGUAAUGUUUCAUUACAUGGAUAAAAUGUCACAACCAUAAAACACGUAUGACGCAUAAAAGUAUAAGAUCAUGAUAUCUAUGUCUUUAUAAAGACUACGUAAACAUUGGAGGGAAAAAAAAGCUCAAAUAUGAAACCGCUGCACUAUGGAACAAAAAAAAACAUUUGAAAAUAAAAUCCUUCUUUGUCUUCUAUUUUACUAUAAAUAGGAAUAGACUUUAGUAAAAAGUUACUAAAAAGCUCAAAUCAGAAAUGAAGUUAAAAAAUAAUUUGGUAUAUUUCUGAAUUUUUCUUCUCUACGUAGUUAUUUAAAAUUGAAAUACAUUUUAAGAAGCUCUUUAAUUCUAUUAGCAUUUUCCCCUGUUUUAUUCGUCCUCUGUUUCUCGCCUCAUACACAGUCCUGCUGGAUUGAAAUAAAAUAUAACUUUUUUAUUGUUGUUUAUUUGAUAUGCAAAAUGGGAAACGAUUUGGAGUUUGACUUUUUUUUUUUUUUUGGUUUUCAGGGUAAUUUUCCAGGCAAUAGUAGGAUUUUGUGUGUAUUUUUUGUGUGAAUUAGUUAAUUAAAUUUAAAUCUGACUUUUCUGUUAGUUAAUUUAGAACUGUGACCUUUGACCUUGGCACUGGACUGCUGAUAUGAAAUAAACCUGCUGCAUAUCCUCAUCUUUGGCACUUUGUCUUUUUAUUUGUUUUAUUUUCUUGGAUCUCUGAUUAGCAAAA
Cynoglossus semilaevis (tongue sole) is the source of this 5400-nucleotide messenger RNA. RefSeq names its product unconventional myosin-VI-like. The record is from RefSeq and is a predicted model, not a curated record. Lineage: Eukaryota; Metazoa; Chordata; Actinopteri; Pleuronectiformes; Cynoglossidae. Gene Ontology annotation, molecular function: ATP binding; actin filament binding; microfilament motor activity. Bases 352 to 4173 code for a protein of 1273 amino acids. Gene Ontology annotation, cellular component: cytoplasm; endocytic vesicle; myosin complex. The transcript is spliced from 32 exons. Gene Ontology annotation, biological process: inner ear morphogenesis; actin filament-based movement; inner ear auditory receptor cell differentiation.